Molecule: messenger RNA, 1014 nt
Organism: Nematolebias whitei (Rio pearlfish)
Lineage: Eukaryota; Metazoa; Chordata; Actinopteri; Cyprinodontiformes; Rivulidae
Product: NPC intracellular cholesterol transporter 2
Exons: 5
Coding region: 105-551 (148 amino acids)
Biological process (GO): intracellular cholesterol transport; cholesterol efflux
Molecular function (GO): cholesterol binding
Source: RefSeq, a predicted model, not a curated record
CUGAGCGCUUAAGUAAAUAUAGUGUUGUCGUGUUUGUGUUGCCAAUAAGUCAAAAAAUUGAAGUCGUGAUAAACUUUAGCUGGAGGUAAUACACACUCAGAAACAUGGACAGCCGGCUCGGUGUCGUAGUUUUGUUCUGUUUGGUGGGACUCACCUGUGCGCAACCAGUCAAAUUUGUUGACUGUGGUUCUGUCUCUGGCAAAGUGGUAGAAGUGAAUAUAAACCCCUGUCCCAGUCAGCCGUGCCAGCUUCACAAAGGAGAGUCCUACAGCGUCAAUGUGACAUUCAACAGUGUGGUGGAUAGCACAGAGAGCACAGCUGUGGUUCACGGUAUUGUCGCUGCCAUCCCGAUCCCUUUCCCCAUUCCUGUGAAUGACGGCUGCAAGUCCGGAAUCCAGUGCCCCAUCCAGAAGCAGCUGAUGUAUAACUAUGUGGCGACGCUUCCAGUGAAGACCGAGUAUCCUGCAAUAAAGCUGGUUGUGGAGUGGGAGCUGCGAGAUGAUGACACGAAGGACCUUUUCUGCAUCAAAUUCCCAGUUCAGAUUGUUUAAUUUUGAGCCUAGAUGACAAAAGAUCUUUAGCCUUUCGCUUAAGGGAUUCACCUUUUUUGAGUAAAAUUGUUAAAUAUUGCCAGUGAAUCUAAUAAGAGCUCAUUUUAUACAUUCAUUUAGUUGAUUUUUAAGUUGUCUUGAUUUCACGACUCUACUGCGCAAGCAUCUAGAUUGCUGCAGCAAUCAAAGGUGGUGGGGAUUUUAGAAUGUGUGUGUGCACGUGCACGCCUAGUGAUCAGUUUUAAAGCUUGCAGAUGUGAAAAUGAGGUUAAUGAUUGUCCACCCUGAACUGCAUUCCACUAAAAUGCAAGUCUUACUGGCUGCUGUGUAGUCGGAAAGAAGUACAUGUUUUCAUUUUUCACUAAAACUUUUCUCGUUUUUAACGAGGACCUUUUGCUCCUCUGUGGAAUAAGAAACCUUGAAGAUUGAACAAAAUUUCUAAUAAAGUCUAACUUGUAUCAAA